Messenger RNA from Blastomyces gilchristii SLH14081, 2582 nucleotides. Its product is annotated as M protein repeat protein. The record is from RefSeq and is a predicted model, not a curated record. NCBI's taxonomy places the organism in Eukaryota, Fungi, Ascomycota, Eurotiomycetes, Onygenales, Ajellomycetaceae. The transcript is spliced from 3 exons. The coding region runs from base 144 to 2204 and encodes 686 amino acids.
CGUAAGCGCAAUCUGCGGGUCACAUGUUUCAGUUCAAGACACAGCUUCGAUAUCAAAACACAGCGGAGGUAGUAUAUUACUGAUUGCAAUUCACUAGCGUUCUUGACAAAGAUUCUCCAUUUUUCCAACGUCUGCGAAUACCAAUGGCGGACGUAGAAGAUAAGGCGAAAGCUGAGAAGCUUGCCGCUGCUAAGAAACGGGUUGCGCAACUCCAAAAACAGCAAGCGAAGGCUAGGAAGAAAGGCGCCGGGACAGGGGAACAAAGUAAAAAGGGAGGAGCUGCGUCGCCGUCGACGACCGAGGCAGAAGUUCCCCCCUCCAUCUCUUCUCCUCCGGCAGCCCAGGAAGAAGAACAGCAGCAGCAACAGCAACAACAACAAGAAGACUCUUCCCCCCAAGAACCCUCCAUCUCGCCUCGCGCCGCAGAGUCUGAAGAAUCCCUAGAGCCAGAACCAGAGCCCGUAAAAGAAACAACCACGAGCGAAUCCCCUUCCACACGAACCGCACACGCCCGCAAGCAAUCCCUAUCCGUUCAAUCGAAACUCCGCUCCUCCGACUUCCGCCGCUCCUCCGUCAGCCAACAGACGGGCGUUCAACCGGUUCCCCAAUCUACUAUUAUCAAAUCGCCCUCGUUACCACCGCUCAGCCCAGAUGGUGACUCUGUACCAGAGGUGUUUAGGAAACAGGCGUUGCGGCUUGAGGAGUUGGAGAGGGAAAAUAGGCGGCUUGAGCGGGAGUUAGAGGAGGCUGGGGCGCGGUGGAAGAAGUCAGAGGAGAAGCUGGAGGAUCUGAGAGAGGCGAGAGUGGAGUUGGUUGAGGUGCAGGAUCGAUUGGGGAAGGCGGAGAAGAGGGCGGAGGAAGUGGAGAGGUUGAAAGCGGAAAUCACAGCGCUACAACGGCAGAAUGCGCUGCUGCAUAGCAAGUCGCAUCGGACGAAUAGUGGAGCUACAGGUGGAAAUUCAGAGUCACCCCAGUCAGACUUGCGCGCCCAAUUGGAUUCUAAAUCCGCGACGAUUGAAGCUAUGGAAUUGGAAAUAUCGAACUUGCGCGCCCAGCUCAAUUCACAAUCUUCGACUUCGUCUGCUAGUCAGGAACAGAUAUCUGCUUUGGAAGAAAAGCUCGCCCGGAGCGAAGCAUCACUCGAGGCAGCUCAACGCGAGCUCACAGACACUAAACACUCGUUGAACCGCGCAGCAGAGAAGGCUGUAAAGGAGGGGGUUGAGAAAACCUCGACAGAGACCCUCAUUAAGAAUCUACAACGACAACUUCAAGAAGCAGAAUACGCGAAGACAGAAGCUGAUAAGAAAAUCGAGACCCUCGAGAAAAAGUUGCAAGCCCUCGGCAAUUUACACAAGGAAUCAGAAAACAGAAAUAACAUCCGUCUCCGCGAACGUGAUAAGUUCGAAAAGGACGCAGCAACGCUCAAACGCAAGCUCGUGACGAUUGAAAACGAGAACCUACGCCUUCGAGAGGAGCGCGAUCGCAUGCGGAAGCGCGAGGCCAGUAACACCGGAGACGAUGAAGCUAUCGACGAACUCGAGGAUGAAGAGCGGCAGCGGCUCGAGAGACGCGUGCGCGAGCUUGAGGGUGAAAACUUCGACCUGCGUCGUGGUAUUUGGAAAGAGAGGAAACGCGAGCUGUCCGAGGCUGGCCACCAGGGCGACUACGCGGGCGAGGAUCGUCCCUUCGACCGCCCGUCGUCUACUGACGCCGGUGCUGCCGCGUUUGAUGACAUAGAUCUCGUUGGCGGGGUACCUGGGAGCGGACCCGAGCACGCGCGCCGCAAAGGGUCGCAGCAGCCGCAGAAACAUUCAUCGUUCACUACCGUGCUCUCUAGCGGCCUUGCGGCUUUUAGGGGAGACUCGGGUAGUCCAGCGGCUGCAGCCUAUGGACAACGUAGCAGGACUGGGUCGACUUGGAGUCAUGGCACGGGAUUCUCACGGAAUCAGCUCUUGUCGGAGAAAAUGGGCGACGGUGGUGGUGGUGGUGGUGACGAGGACGAUGGGCUAUGGGAUGACGGGGAUAUUGAUCCGGUUGCGUACGCAGCAGCCCAGGCGGCUGAGGAGAAGAAGAUGAGGGGCGAGCGUGUUAAGGAGAUUCAUGAGACGUUGAAGAAUUGGAAGGGGUGGAGGUUGGAUUUGGUGGAGUCGAGGUAUGGAGCUCAGGGGGCUGGGGUGGGACUUGGGGAGAUUUUUGAGGUUUGACAUGCCCCUACAAGUUUCCGGUGUUUUGUUGGAUGCUGGUUGGUAUUGAUCACUUAAGAUGAGCUGUCAUGUUAUGUUUAACAUCUAUUAUGCGUUAUGUGUUAUUACUGGGAAUGGCGUGGUAUGUUAUUUGACUGGGAACGGGCUUCUCUAUUAAUGGCUCACUGUUUUUAUUUAUCGUUGCGGCAUACUAUAUUUCUCUCUUGGUGUGUCAUUUUCACUACAGCGAAUUUUAAAGUCAUCAUCUUUGGAACUUGCAUAGUUUUUCUAACCCUUUCAAAUCUCCAUUUUCCUUCCUGAAACCUAUACUUUUUGAAAAUUCUAGUCUCUUAAUGCCAACAAUCUAUCAGCAUUGAAGUUUUUUAUAAGCUGGACUGU